AUGGUUGCAAACGUGCUAUAUAUGCGAUUAAUAUUGAUUGUGUUAAUAUCAAGUAUAAAUGUAUUUCAUUUAUGGUAUUUAAUAUUUAAGCGUUUUCAAAGUGAUCGAUUAUUAACAUCAUUAAAAGUAAAUUUAUUUAGUUCAUCCAUCGCAUCUUUAGUCAUCUCACUUUGGUUAAUACCAUCUUUUUUCACUCAAACAACCAUAAACAAUCUUUGGACACCACUUUCAUACCAAUGGCGAUGGUGGCUAUAUGUAUUUCAUGUUAUCGAUUCUGUACAAAUUUUAUCAUUACUCUUACUAACAAUUGAACUAUAUUUUAUACAAAAAACAUUAUCAAUUCGUUUAUAUCAAUCUAUUCUAUUUGUCAUUAUCGUCUGGCUUGCACCUAUUAUCGCAUUUUCACCAAUAUUAUGGUUAUCUGAACAAAAUUCACUAAUGAUCAAACGAUUGAACAAACAACAAUCAUCUAUUACCAGUCAAUUGAGCGAUUAUUUUCCAUUUAGUCUCUUUCAACGUUAUUCUACCGUGUUAACAUUACCCUAUUUAAUCACGUACAUUAUACCAUUAUUUUUCUCUUUAUCAAUCUCAUUGUUAUCUAUUGUUGUAUAUAUUAAACAGAAAAAAACGAAUCGUACCAAAAAAGAAACGUUAAAAUACAAAACGAGUCAAAUUAUAUUUGACAAUAACAUGAAAUUUCAUCAGUCUGAAAUUGUUGAGCUACACAGUUUAAUUCAAAAUAUAUUUAAUUUGAAUUUUAAUGACAAACAACCGAUAACAACAUCAACACUUCAAAAUUAUCCUAAUAAUCAUUUGACUACUGAAGGAAAAACAGACGGAUAUGCUGGCAAUUCACAUUGCCUAGAGACGAUAUGGUCAUCGUCCAAGCAAUCCAUAAACGAUCAAGAAGAAUUAUAUAAUCAUUCAACAAAAAAAAUUCGUACAUCAUCCUAUGAAGCCUCUCGUCGUUCAUCGAUUGGUUUUGAUCAUCUUGUAUCAACAGCUCUCACAAAUAAUAGUAAUAAUAGUGGUGUAAUGAAUAGGGCGUCAUCCAUCAUAGAAGAAGACUUAUCAUCAUCAUCAAUAAUUGAUUCAGAAACAUUGUUUAUUCCUUCUCAAACAACAAAUCAAACAAUCAAAUCAAAAUCAUCUCGUAUUAUCAAAAAUCUCGUUUUUAUCAAUGUAUUAUCUAUUAUUAUUUAUUUACCACAUGUAAUAUCUAUCCUGCUAUUGACAUAUCAUGUUAUCAAAAUUCAACCCUAUUUUAUUAUCUAUUCAAUUUAUUUUCACUGGUUUGGAGCUCUACUAACACCAUUAUUUCAUUUACAUUUGCAACAUUCGUUAUUUACGUUGUGUUGCGUGAAAAGAAGACGAAGAAAAAACAACUCUCCGUCCGUAUAUUUGAUUAAAAAUCAAGUUAUUGAAAAGCAACCAUUGUCUAGAAGAAAACAAAUAUACAAAAAAUUUACAAAUGAAAAAAUGAAAUACUAUAAACAUUGCAAGAAGACGUCUGAUUAUUCUCGAAUAAGCGAGUUACCUUGGAUGCCAAGUACAGUCGAAUAUUUGGAUCUUAGAAAAGUUGUUGUCUGA
Messenger RNA from Didymodactylos carnosus, 1590 nucleotides. Lineage: Eukaryota; Metazoa; Rotifera; Eurotatoria; Philodinida; Philodinidae. The record is from the annotation of a GenBank genome assembly.